Synchiropus splendidus (mandarinfish) is the source of this 1769-nucleotide messenger RNA. RefSeq names its product tumor necrosis factor receptor superfamily member 11B-like. Bases 17 to 1264 code for a protein of 415 amino acids. Gene Ontology annotation, molecular function: protein binding. The record is from RefSeq and is a predicted model, not a curated record. NCBI's taxonomy places the organism in Eukaryota, Metazoa, Chordata, Actinopteri, Syngnathiformes, Callionymidae. The transcript is spliced from 6 exons.
CCCUUGCGCAGCGAGGAUGAGCGCACGGAUAUCCAAAUCAAACCCCGCCAUGAAACUGAUCCUGCUCUUCACUGCGUCGCUCUCCUGGGCCUUCCAGCAGCCUGCUGACCCCCCAAAGUACCAGUACCGGGACCCUGUGACCUCUGACCUCCUGCUCUGCGACCAGUGCCCUCCAGGCACCGCAGUGAGACGACACUGCACCGCCAACACGCCGACAGAGUGUCAGGCAUGUCCGGAAAGGCACUUCGCUGAGAACUGGCACUGGGGCGACGCGUGCCAGUACUGCACCGCGGUGUGUAAGGAGCGGCAGCUCGUAAAGCAGGAGUGCAACAGCACCCACGACCAGGUGUGUGAAUGCGCGCCAGGUUUCUUUCUCAUGGUGGAGUUCUGCAUCACGCACAGUCCCUGCCCACCUGGCUACGGAGUGGCAGCGUUAGGAACGCCGUCGAGCGACACCGUGUGCGAUCGCUGUCCCGCCGGUCACUACUCUGCCUCCAGCUCGGCGAGCGAGCCGUGCAAGCCUCACAGGAACUGCUCGGCCUCGGGCCUGAAGACGCUCCGCUGGGGGACAUCCAGCUAUGACAGCGUGUGCAGCCACGACAUGACGGUGGAGUGCUCUCGCCAUCCCAGCCCGUGCCAGACAGAUUUCACCCUGUGUGAGGAGGCCGUGUUCCAGUCGCUGGCCUCUCUGCGGCUGUCCUCCGUGCCUCUGGAGCGGCUCCUGGAGAGUCUGCCUGGCCGCAGGGUGGAUCUGAAGAGCCUGGAGAGGCUGAAGAAGUCCUGCUCUCCUCAGCAGCAGGUCCUCCAGCUGCUGCGGCUGUGGCGGGAGCAGAACAAGGACCAGGACAAGCUUUACGGCAUCAUCCAAGGUGUCAAUCACUGUGAGAAGAGGGUCUCCCGCUGCCACAACCUGAAGAACCUGACGCUGGACGAUCUCCUGAAAGUGACCCACAGCUUGCCCGGAGUCCAGGUCCACCCAGAGGACGUGCGAGCCAUUGUCAGCACCUGCCCGCCCAGACAGUACAUCCUCCAGCUGCUUCACCUCUGGAAAUCAGCAAACUACGAACUGGACCUGGCCAAGGGCCUGGCUCACAGCCUGAGGUCCCUGCGCAGCCAGGGGGCACCACGAGCCCUGCUCAAGGGGCUGAAGAAGAUCGGCCGCAUCAUGGGAGCAGCGUCCACUCACAAGAAGUACGAAAAGAUGUUUCUCAGUAUGCUCCAGAGCGACUUGUGUUUUAAAAGUCUAAAGACUCUGAAUGAAUGAUUACAUGCGGCGGAAGAGACUCAAAGGCAUCGUCAGAUCAGACACCCAAAAUAUUCCGCUGCAACAUUUCAAACAAAAAAAAAAACUCCUGUAACAAUUACAAUGUUGUCGAAUGUUAAAUUAUACACACAUGGAUGUUUAUAAUUUUAAAACCACUGUCUUAAAAAUGAAAAAAGAAACAUUGCUGAUAAACUCCCAGAAAAGCUCAUUGGAUAUUUUUGGACCAGAAUCUGUGAAAAAUCUCUAUUUAAGUUGUAAAUAAAAUGCUAUUUUAUGGUCGAGGAGGUGAUAGAUAUCUUUGUUAUGACGGCUUGUUUUCACUGUUUUAGACCGAAGGAUUGAGGUUUCAUAAUGAAAUUUCUUUGUCGGACUGUUCUGCUCAUCUGUUUUUUAAUUGUCAGCUUGAUGAAUGUACAAAGGAGUGCAAUUGUUUCUAUUUAAAAAGAAGUACUUGUUUGAUAGUGUAAAAAUAAAAGGCUCAAGACUUUAUCUGAUAUACUGGAUU